AUGACUGGAGCCAAAUCAUCGUUCAUUGAUGAGGUCCGUCACUCUCUCGGAUCCAAGACUGUGGAAUGGUGUAUGCUCAAUAAGACCACUGGAAAGGGAAACGUCACAUUUGACCUUCUAAAAGAGGCACCAGGGAAUAAAGGUCUCCUUUUUGAGCUCUAUUUGGUUCACUAUGUUGAGAAUAUCGAGAGUAUUACUACUACAAAUGAACAAUUCUCAAAAGCACUAGCUGAGUGUUUUCAUGAGCUUGCAAUGGAUCAUCAUUCGCUUCCAGAUGCAUCUAAUAAUAAGCUAUCUUUUGUUAACGAUAAUGAUCUACUGAAAGGUGAUUUUAUUGCCAAAAGGAUUGGUGCAGUAGCGAAUUUAAUUCAAUCAAAAGAUGUAGACACAGGAAAUAUAUUACAACCUUGGAGCAAUCGACUCUCGAUUAUCUACAUCAUAUUUAGACAUACUGGAAUACUGGAUUUCAAACUGCAUUGCAAAGGUUGCGCCGCGUUCUCUGAAGUGUUAAACACAUCUGUUUUUAGUAGUAUCAUUUUCAUCCUCAGUUUACUUAAGAAACCGAGUGAAGCAGAACACCUAUUUAACUCGAUCUUUUAUAGGAUAUCCUCCUCUUACUGGAAUAAUGAUCUACUCAUGAUGAAUUUUAGUACAAAAAUGGUUAAGGGUCUUGUCUCAGAUUCCUUGAAUUUGACGAUUGGAUUAUCUGAUCUCUAUGUUAGGAUGAAUGAAAUCCUCCUUUCAUUCCUAGCAUAUGGAAACUUUCUCUCGUUCGUUAGACUAUCAUUCAGCACUUCACUUGUACGGCUUUUAGCGAGUUUUUCUUUGAACUUGGCACUAUAUAAUGCGCAACUAGAUAGUACUAACAAUUCUACAAAAAGUCACAUCCACAAUGUCGCUUUAUCGGUUAUAUUAAAUCAUGUAUUUAAUGUAGUAAAGCAUUCGAAUGACGAGUCCUUCAACUCACUUGGGAGUAUAUAUAAAAACUUUGGAUUCAAGAACAUAAAUUAUGGGUGCACUGAGUGGAUUAUAAUUGGAUAUUUUAUUGAAAGCUACAUAUCACUCUUAUCUGCUCUUUUAUCGCAAGGUAUAUCCGUUAACCAAAAUUGGGAUCCAUCUCUAAUGUCAGCUUUUAUUGACACUGAUACGUUUGAAUGGAUAUCCAAUCUAAAGUUUGAAAAUGAUAAUAGUGAUGGAAUUUAUGAGUGUAGAGUUGCUGUAAUGGUUCUAUAUGCAACAUCUCUGUAUCAUCAGAUUCCAAUUAUGCGUGUAAAUGAUAUUUGUUACAUGAGACUUUUGUACAGUUUACCAUGGCUUUCUGCAAUAAAAUACUGUACAAAGGAUGUAGGUUUCCACUACAUGCUACCAAAACUAUUAAAGUCUGUUGUAAAAUCGUUCGGUGAAGAGAUUCUUAUAAAUAACUCGAGAUAUGAUCCAAUUUCACUUUUGCUAUUCACCAAAAUAACGGGAUUUUCUGGACCACUAUUUCAUACAAAAGAUUCUCUAUUUUUCAAUGCCGGGUAUUCUUUCUACAAUUCUUUCUCUUUGCAAAAGUUUUUUCACAAGUCCUUGUCUGCUCUUUCAAAAAAGAUACAUUCUAUACCUUCUCAAUCACCAGAAUUGGACUUAGUAUAUACAUCAAUUUGCAAUAUACUCCCACGGUUUAAUUCACUGUUUUAUAAUAUCUACCAAUUUAGCGGUGAUUUAAGGCCGGAAAUUCCAACCUCUCUUAAUUUGAUAGAAUGGAAAUGGUUUUCUCAAUCCAUAAGAACAAUGUAUAGCUCGAAUGAAACUGUAUUGUAUUUGUCUAUAAUGGACUUUCUAGUUUACUAUUAUUUUAUGGGUUACGAAAAGGAUUUGAAUAAUCAAGAAUCUAAUCUAACCAGAAAAAAUCUUGGUAUUUACGCCUUCCUCAACACGAAUGAAAAAUCUGAUGACAAGAUUGAGACCCAGAGAAUAAUCUCCUCAAACUUUGUUGCUCUGCACCAAAAUCCUAUUAACUUGCUAUUACGGAUUCCUCAUUAUAUUCUCUUUCAGCUUUUUAAAUUCAGGUUAUUUGGAAACUUGAUAAUUCUAAUGUCGAGCACGUUGACAAAGUAUAUAUACGAUGGAUUUUCCAACUUUUAUAACACAACUAGGCUAGAAAUGGAUCCACUUCAGCUCUGCAGACUUCAGGAUUUUGCACUGAUAAAUCUGAUUAGUGAAUGUUCAAGUAAUGUGACUUCUAAAGAAACUGAUUCGCAAUUUCGAAGCUUACUUUACAUCAUAUCCUCAAAAAAUUCAGCAAUCAGCCAGCUUAUUCUAUCCCACGGUCUUCCUCUGGAUGUAUGUACCAAACUUGAGGACUUGAAAAGUGAAAUGUCAAUGAUUAAUGCAGUUGAACGUUACACUGCAAGCAUCAAACUCUUGUCAUCGGAUGCUGCAAAGGAACCAGAAUGGAAGAGGGAUAUUAGUAUACAAAAGGUGCAAGAUUUUCUUCCGCAAUCACUUGGACCCUUCGACUUGGCAGACGUCACUAUAUUCAAUCUCUACGUGAUAUUCCUCAUAUCAAUGGACUUUUGUGACCUCUCAAAGGAAUACAACACAGCAACUACUGGCGGCAUUAACAUAACAAUAAAACACGUAAUUGACCUCUUCUUGGAGUGCAUCCAGGUGAGAGAGAAAGGGGAUAUUCUCAUUAGGUUUAUCACAAACGCAAUACCGUUAAUCCUCAAACUACAUUACAUAUUCCAUGGUCUGGCGCGAAACUCAAUAGUUGUACUGAACGACUGGCUCGUGAAUAACGAAGAUAAGACCAAAGAGAUGUAUUCACAGAUCCUGAACAUGAAGAGUGUGUUAGAAGCGAUCGACUACAACGAUAUAGUCAUGAAAAAUGAUAGCUAGCCAACAUCCAUAAACGGAACAGUCGCAAAAAGACAAGGACCAAAAUGUCAGUUAAAUCAAAGACUUAGACACUUAUUUAGUGUCUGUAAGCUCCAAAUCCAGAAUUUCUGGAAGAUUUUAAGUUUUAAAUCAUUC
Messenger RNA from Theileria equi strain WA, 3018 nucleotides. RefSeq lists its product as hypothetical. The transcript has 12 exons. NCBI's taxonomy places the organism in Eukaryota, Apicomplexa, Aconoidasida, Piroplasmida, Theileriidae. The record is from RefSeq and is a predicted model, not a curated record. Bases 1 to 2883 code for a protein of 960 amino acids.